Molecule: messenger RNA, 1603 nt
Organism: Epinephelus moara (kelp grouper)
Lineage: Eukaryota; Metazoa; Chordata; Actinopteri; Perciformes; Serranidae
Gene: shbg
Product: sex hormone-binding globulin
Exons: 8
Coding region: 148-1329 (393 amino acids)
Molecular function (GO): steroid binding
Source: RefSeq, a predicted model, not a curated record
CAGACACCCACGCUUCACACACCGUCGCAGAGUCUCUCUUCUCCUCGUCCCACCACCGACACCUCAGGGUAGCUUGAAGUCAGCAGACCACCCAAGGGCUGAGGAGAGUGCGCACUGGGAGGCCUUGGUGGGUGAAUGCACUGAAGGAUGGCUGUGUUUUGGAAAGCAAUGGCAGGUGGACUGCUGCUCACUUUGGGCCUCACUCUGCCAGGAUGGGGAGUUGAGGGGCAGGGGAACGGACGGGGUAAGAAAGAAGUACCAGGCGGGGCGACUGUCUACCUUGGCCAGGACAGAGACAUCUGGAGGCCAAUGAUCCACACAACAGUAAACCUCACUGUGAUCAGCAGUAUCAAGUCAUCCUUUCAGUUACGGACGUUUGAUCCAGAAGGUGUCGUUUUCUAUGGAGACACCAAAAACGGGGAGGACUGGUUUAUUUUGUCCCUGAAGGAUGGCCUCCCUCUGAUGCAGAUCAGCAGAGGGGACAUCCUCGUCAGUGUGGAAGGUGGCCCCAAGAUCAAUGACGGAAAAUGGCACAUACUGGAGGUGAGCAACCACGACAAGUUUGUGGUUCUGGAGGUGGACGGUGCCAAUAGGCUGGUGGUGGGCAUGCAGUCCAAACAGACAGAGGAAGUCCUCUCAGGUGAACUCCGGCUGGCUGUUGGCGGGAUCCUGAUCAACAAGGAAAAGAUGAUUGUUCAGUUCGAGCCACACAUGGAUGGCUGUGUGCGGGAAGGCAGCUGGCUAAACCUCAGCGUCCCCUGGGAGGCAGAGGCGGAGGAGCUCUGGCCUUGCUAUCAAAAUGUCCAACCUGGCAGCUUCUUCCCUGGCACUGGAUUCGCCAUUUUUAACACCUCAGUUUUCCCCUUUGAGGCAGAUCAUGGGGUCAAGAUUGAAUUGUGGGGAGAUUUCAGUAAGAUGGAUGGGACCAUUUUGAGCAUCAAGGCUCCUGGGCAGGAGCUGAUGUUCUCUUUAGUGGCCAAUAAUAACACAAAGGAGGUCAUGGUCACUUUUGGUGAAGAAAAAAUAAGUAUGAAAGAUACUUUCAAGAGACUGGUGAUAACCUUUGAGACAGAUUUGCUGCAAGUGCUUCAAGAUGAAGAUGAAUCAAAGACUACUACGUUACCUAUCAGCCCAGUGAGCCACCCCGGUUACUUGACCACAUGGAGAGAGGGUCAUCUCGCUGUUGGAGGUCUCCUAGGUGAGGAUGAGGAAGACGGCUCACAGUUCUUGACAGGGUGUCUGGAGAAGAUCCAGGUCCAGGGGAGGGAUUUGGACCUGGAUUUAGCCAUCAAACACAUGUCCAUCUCCUCUCACAGCUGUCCUGCAUAGACCAUGAAAGUACGGAUGUUCAACAUGUGGACUCAUGUGGAUUGCUUGUGGUGGAUGUGUUUGGGUCCAAAUUACGUAAAAAAAAAAAAAAAGCAAUGUGGGUGAAGGGCAAAAUUGUCCGCAAAAUGAAAGAGACACAGUGGCCUCUACGAAGCAUAAUGAUAUACUAAACUCUUUUAUUAGGCCACUAAUAGUCGAAUGUGGUAUUUGUACCAAUUAACCUGUAAUAUGUGGAGAAUUCCCAAUAAAUUUUAAUAUAUUGUUCUAUAGAUAA